AUGGACUCUCAUCUAAUACAGGCAAAUGUUGAUAGAUAUAAAGAAGGCGACAAUUCAGUCAUUUAUUAUGAAGUCAGAGUCUUUUGUAGAUUAAAUGAAGCGUAUUGGAAAGUUGAUAUACCAGCCUAUUUAUUUUUUAAAAAAAUAUGGAUAUUUUUAAUAUAAAAAAUAAAUUAAUAUAUUUGAAAUAAAUAGAAAAAUUUUUAAAAGCAGAAUAUAUCUAUUUCUAUUCAUAUAAAUGGGCAUAAUAUAUAAUAGUAUAAAAGAUAUAGCGAGUUCGAAGCACUCAUGAAAAAAUUGUCAAUUAAAUAUCAUGAUAUCCCAAGCUUGCCUGUAAAAGGGUUUUGGCAGAAAUACAGCUCAACAUUUUUAACAAAGCGUCAAGACGGAAUUAAUGAUUUUUUAACGAAAAUUUUAUUGAAUAAAGAUAUAGUACAGUCUGGAGAAUUAAGAGAAUUUUUAGAAGUAGAAAGACAUGUACCGGACUGGAAAAUAAACUCUCCAAAUCAGAUUUCUGAGAUUUUACUAGAAUUGAAGCCUGCUGAAAUUGUAGCCAAUAAUAAUCAAUUGGUUAUUGGUGCCAGUAGUCAAGGAUUGAUUAAUACAAUGAACAAACAUAUCAGAAGUAUAGGAUUAAGCGAAGGGUCUUCCACUUCAAGCUAUGCAUUAUUCCUAUUAUCUCCUGAGGAAGAAAAAACAUAUGCAUUUCUCUAUGAAUAGCUUUUUUUUAGCAUUAUUAUUAUUGCUCUAUUAUUUCCUACAAGAAAUAAUGUCUUGCUUUUAUAGGAAAUUUUUUCUCAUUUAAUAUAAAAAUGCAUAUAUAAUGAAAUGUGAAGAAUUCCUUCAGCUCUUAAUAUUGAAUGCAUCUGCUGAAAUGAAAAUUUAACUAUUUUGGCUUACGGGACUUAUGAAGGAUUUGUAUAUUGUUAUUUACUCCCCCUUCCGUGAGUGAGCAAAACCAUUGGAAUCCCUAUUUUUUGCCCAAAAACCCACCCUCCUUGAUGAACAAAAAAUUUUUUUAUGAAAAAAUAUUUUUGAUGUAUAAAUGAUAAUUAUUAUAAUGAAAUAUCUAGUUAAUUCUAAACACCUUGCAUUUUAAACAUAAAUUGUACAAAUUAAAUUAAUAUUUGCUUUAAAAUUAUUUCGAAUUGGGAUUUUUUUCAAUUUUGAAAACUAUAAAUUUAUAUAUAUAGAAAUUUCCCUUAAAUGGCGCAGUUUGCCCUUGAUUUACCCACUGAAAAAAAUUUUUUGGUUCGACGAGUACCAUAUGGUUUGGUCAAACCAAAAAAAAUUUUCAGUGGGCAAAUCAAGGGCAAACAGUGCCAUCUAUGGGAAAAUUCUAUAAUUUUUCUUAAAAACAAAAUUGACCCUCCUUUGUAAGCGAACAAAAUUUUUUUGUUCGCCCACGAAGGAGGGGAGCUAGUAAAAACAGAAAUUGGAUGCAGUCAAUACGAAGAGUUCUGUGAGUAUCAUAUCCAUGGUGGAAAAAUCAUAGGAAUUGCUAUUAACUAUAGAAACUCUUAUAUGUACACAUGCUCAGAAGACAAACGAUUGGUCGUCACACAGCUAAAUGGGCAAACAGAUACUAAAGAUAUAACAAUAUCUAAUAAAAGGCCUGUAUCAAUGAAAUGUGAUUUUAUUAAAGAAAGGGUUUAUAUAGGAACCAGUAAAGGAAGUGUCCAUAUUUUUGACAUUUCUCAAUUCCAGCCAAGAGGAAUCAUAGUCGUUGAGACAGAUUUGCCUAGCGAUUUGUCUGCUUUAUGCGUAAAAAAUCAUUCCCUUAUUAUUGCAGGUUCUACCAGUGGAGAUGUCUGUGUAUAUCAACAAGGAGAAGGAGAAAGAGAAACUAUUCAUAGAUUAGUGAUAGGAUUUAAAGCAAAAUCACAGAUAAAUUCUAUUGUAUAUUCUAAAGGAAGGCGUGAAAUUAUUGUAGGAACUAGUGAAGGGGUUAUAAUUGUAUGAAAUUCUGCUAAUGGAAAAUUAAACUAUGCAUGGACAGCUCAUGAUGCUGCUGUUUCUACGAUGACUUGGGUAGAAAAAACUGGAAUUUUAUAUAGUGGAUCAAAUGAUGGGUACGUGAAAAUAUGAAGAUUGCCGAAUACGUGGUGCAAUGCUAAUUUAAAUGUAGCACAAAGUGAUGAAAUGGUGUUUCCUAAAAGAAAAGUUAAAAAAAAGGCAAAUGAGCAGAUGGAAAGAGAAUUAGAUGAUUUGUCAGGCUUAAAAAGAUAA
Blepharisma stoltei is the source of this 2229-nucleotide messenger RNA. The record is from the annotation of a GenBank genome assembly. Lineage: Eukaryota; Ciliophora; Heterotrichea; Heterotrichida; Blepharismidae.